Messenger RNA from Lactuca saligna, 318 nucleotides. NCBI's taxonomy places the organism in Eukaryota, Viridiplantae, Streptophyta, Magnoliopsida, Asterales, Asteraceae. The record is from the annotation of a GenBank genome assembly.
AUGUUGGCUCCACCACCUCCUUCACCUGGAUCGAUAUAUUCACCAGAGUUUCUCAACCUCAACGACCUGCAUACCAUUGUUUGUGACUGUGGAGACAAGAUUGUUGCCUACCAAAUCAAGAUGCAUAGGCUCAAUGAUAAGUUGGGUAAAGAUUUCAUUUUAUGUCGUGUUGAUCACAUCGAUCUUCAACACAAGUUGGAAGAUCAAGACAAGAAGGUAAAAGCGAUUGUGUGUAGUGAUGGGCAGCGUCAUGGUAGUAAUGCUUGGGAUGAUAGUGGUUGGGGUCAUAGUCCUUAUGAAGCUUGGAUAAGUUUUUAG